GUUUGGUAAACGGAUAGAGAAUUUGAUCGUAUUCAGGAUAGUGACAAUCCUUUUACUGUUAAAACUUUAUCAUCUCCUUAUCAUAUAGUAUCCAAAGAAUAAUAAGUGCAGACGACCAUCAGAAUCGGUGAAAAAUCCGCUCUACAGCAAUGGAACCACCGAGUUUCCACCCGUGCGAUGAAGCCGUAAUUUCCACCAACGACGAUGCAAGCAACUGCAAAAGGUCCGCGGUGAAGCUAGGCUAUUGGAAGGACGAUUUUAUCGGCCACUUCGUGCGCAACCCAGAUCGCAAAGCACCCGAAAUAAACCGCGGGUAUUAUGCCCGUGUCAAGGGUAUCGAGAUGUGCAUUGAAAAAUUUUUCAAGAAAACUGGAGAUAAAUGCCAAAUCGUCAAUUUGGGCUGCGGCUUCGAUACGUUGUACUGGAGAUUACGAGAAGCCGGACACAUGGUGACGAACUUUGUUGAGCUCGAUUUUCCCACCGUUACCUCCCGCAAGUGUUACCAAAUUAAGCGAAAUAAGAUUUUGCUCGAGAAAAUCCACGUUGAAGAUGGAGAAGUACGCCUCAGCCCCACUGAUCUGCACUCGACAAACUACCACAUAGUUGGCGUGGAUCUACGCAACAUCGACGAGGUGGCGCUUAAGCUGCAACAAUCCGAGAUCGACUACAACGUACCGACCAUCUUCCUGGCCGAGUGCGUGCUGGUAUACAUCGAACCGCAGAACUGCAACAAUCUGCUGAAAUGGUUCGCUUCCAACUUCAAAACGGCGGCAUUCGUGAACUACGAGCAGGUCAACAUGAACGAUCGGUUCGGUGAAGUCAUGCUGACCAAUCUGAGGCAACGAGGCUGCAGUUUGGCUGGAGUAGACUCGUGCAUUUCGCUCGAUUCGCAAAUCUCCAGAUUUCUUCAGUGCAACUGGCACGGUGCCAGAGCGUGGGACAUGGUGCAGAUCUACAAUAGUAUUCCCGCCUCAGAGCGAGCGCGAACCGAGCGGAUCGAGAUGCUGGACGAAGCGGAGCUGCUGGUGCAACUGUUUCAGCACUACUGCAUCUCGAUCGCCUGGAUAGGGGACUUAUUUCAGGAUGUAGAGAUCACGGUGGAAAAACAGCUUUCCUCGUUGAACAUAGAUUAAUCGACCGAAUGGCGCAUGUCUCCGAAUGCCGGCCGCAACGACAGAGGCUUGUGGUGUUAAACCCGUACUGCAAACCCUACGACUCCCAGGAACAAGAACCCACAAACGCCCCCAUAAAGGAAAAGGAAAAAAGUGGCAGGAAAUCGAAUAACGAAACUCUACAAUCAAAUCCAAUAGAAGGAACAUUUAGCACAUUGAUCGUAUUUUAAACGUUUUUGCACAGU
Anopheles nili is the source of this 1357-nucleotide messenger RNA. RefSeq names its product leucine carboxyl methyltransferase 1. Gene Ontology annotation, cellular component: cytosol. The transcript is spliced from 6 exons. The record is from RefSeq and is a predicted model, not a curated record. Gene Ontology annotation, molecular function: protein C-terminal leucine carboxyl O-methyltransferase activity. NCBI's taxonomy places the organism in Eukaryota, Metazoa, Arthropoda, Insecta, Diptera, Culicidae. Gene Ontology annotation, biological process: C-terminal protein methylation. The coding region runs from base 150 to 1133 and encodes 327 amino acids.